Molecule: messenger RNA, 1166 nt
Organism: Betta splendens (Siamese fighting fish)
Lineage: Eukaryota; Metazoa; Chordata; Actinopteri; Anabantiformes; Osphronemidae
Gene: derl2
Product: derlin 2
Exons: 7
Coding region: 69-788 (239 amino acids)
Biological process (GO): endoplasmic reticulum unfolded protein response
Cellular component (GO): endoplasmic reticulum membrane; Hrd1p ubiquitin ligase ERAD-L complex
Molecular function (GO): ubiquitin-specific protease binding; misfolded protein binding
Source: RefSeq, a predicted model, not a curated record
AACGCAACGCGCUUCGCUUUGUAAAAUGACGUGUCCAGGAAAAGCAGGAAGCUGCCAGUGUGUUCAAAAUGGCUUACCAGACGCUGCAGCAGGAGUACCUGCAGAUCCCCGUGGUCACCCGCGCGUACACGACCGCGUGUGUCCUCACAACCGCUGCGGUGCAACUAGAGAUCAUCACACCGUUUCAGUUAUACUUCAAUCCAGAUUUGAUUCUAAGGAAUUACCAGGUAUGGCGACUAAUAACCAACUUCCUGUUUUUUGGACCAGUUGGCUUCAAUUUCCUGUUCAACAUGAUUUUUCUGUACAGAUACUGUCGUAUGCUGGAGGAGGGCUCCUUCAGGGGACGCACAGCUGACUUUGUCUUCAUGUUCCUGUUUGGUGGGCUCCUCAUGACCAUAUUUGGCACCUUUGUGAGUCUUGUGUUUCUAGGUCAGGCCUUUACCAUCAUGCUCGUAUACGUGUGGAGUCGACGGAACCCAAACGUUCGCAUGAAUUUCUUUGGCCUGUUGAACUUCCAGGCCCCUUUCCUGCCUUGGGUGUUGAUGGGAUUCUCUCUGCUUUUGGGCAACUCCAUUAUUGUUGAUCUUUUAGGUAUUGCUGUAGGUCAUGUGUACUUCUUCCUGGAGGACGUGUUCCCCAACCAGCCGGGCGGUGGACGGUGGCUCAGGACCCCAUCUAUCAUAAAGAUGUUGUUUGACACGCCAGAGGAAGACGCCAACUACAACCCCCUACCCGAGGAGCGCCCAGGAGGCUUUGCCUGGGGGGAGGGCCAGCGCCUCGGAGGGUAAACUACCCGGCAUCGUCCGGGUGUCAGAUCACUUCCAGAGACAUUUUCCCACAGAGGGAGGGAACAAACAUGUUCUUUAUUUUUUGACAUUUUUGCUUAGUUUUGGAUGAACAAUGCCAAACCCCAAAAACUGGUUUAAGGAUGACGUCUGUUGUCUUUGUUUAUGGGCUUUGCCAAGACUAAUAAAAGAACCCAAGGAACUAUGGACAGUGAGCCCUUGAGCUCAGGUUGUUUGCUUUGAUCCCAGAGAAUCAUACUGAAAUGUGGUGCCUUUCAUAUGAAAGGAAAUAAUAAGUAAAAUAUCAAAAUCAGUCUGUUCAGAUGGCGAGCGCUUUUUCCGUGUCACUUUUUUUAAAAUAAUAAAUGUGUGUGGCAAAGA